Messenger RNA from Parathielavia appendiculata, 4015 nucleotides. RefSeq lists its product as uncharacterized. Bases 422 to 4015 code for a protein of 1197 amino acids. Lineage: Eukaryota; Fungi; Ascomycota; Sordariomycetes; Sordariales; Chaetomiaceae. The record is from RefSeq and is a predicted model, not a curated record. The transcript has 2 exons.
CAACACGGUCGCCUAUGCUUGGUUACCUGUUGGUCUGAGGCACUCUCUCCUUACCUCUUGCAACGCUCCCAUCUACUGCUCAACACCAUCUGCAGCCUGCACGACCUCGCGCCGCAGCCGCGCCUUGGGAGGGACGACAUCUGCCGCGACGACGGACAUCAAAUCGCGAACCUUCACCAACAGGAUUUAAGCAUUCUUAGUUUUCUAUCAUGGUAAAGACCCAAUCGACGACUCUGCGAUCAGCCAGGGCCACGGCUUGAAUGGCGUGGUGACAUUGCUGUGUUGUCUGUCACUGGCGCCGGCUUGAUAACACCCCGACCUACGGGCUUGAAGAAGUCCGCCCACAUAAUCCCCGGAUUAGACGCGACGAGAUAACCUGGGCCCGUGUCAAAGCACUUUGGUCGGACAUCAACAGCCCGCCAUGAUCGGUUCUUCACGGGAUCCCACUGCGCGGCUUCGCGCCGGGCUGAAUCCCCUCUUGACGGUGUCGCUGGGGGGUUACCACGGCCACAACUCGAACAACACACCAGUGUCGGCCUUGUCCGUGAGUUCGCAUGGCGCCUAUUCGUCCGGCCAGACUCCCCUGAGCGCUAUCCAGCCAUAUAACCCGCAACAAUGGGUAUCGUCGCCCAUUGCCGGCCCGGCCCCGGACCGUAGCCAACACAUGCAAGCUGCCCAGCCAUUCCAUGAUCCCCAAACGUCGCCGCUCCCUCCCCCGCCAUAUUCCCCUCCCCGCAGCGGACGGCCGCCGAGCAUGACAUUCGAUCAGGCUCCGGUGGCCAACGUGUCUGUCGCGAGAGCACCUCCCCCGCCGAUUCAGAGGGAACCUCCGGGCGCCAACACAUCCUUCCCGCCUCCUCCUGGAGUCAGAGGCGCUUCGCGGGAGAGAAGAUUUGGGCUCCCUUCCCUUGGGAGGAGGAGAGAGCCAGAACAAUCAAGUCCCCCUGUUGAGCAAACCCCGCACAGCAGGUCUUUCAGCAUGUUAUCGCGGGGUGUCGGUGGUCAGCCGGCGCCGUUAACGCUUCAGAUACCACAGAGAACCGAUUCGGACGCCUCCCAGAAUCUUGCACCUGGCGCACGACGAGCCGUCUCCACACCGGCCGUAUCGACACCGACCUCGGCGCGAUCACGGUCCUCCUCACAAGUGAGAUGGGACCCUUCGAUGCCCGUACCGCCCCCGCCCCCGGGGCCGCCGCCGUCCUCAGCAAGGUCGCAGAGUGUCCAGCGGAUGCCGUCAGGGAGCGAUCCAAUCGUGUCGCCACCGACGCGACGGCCGCCUCCAAGCGGGAUAACCGCGUUGGGACCAGUACCGCCCACACCAGCAAACUGGAGUGAGGGCGACCACAUGCCGGGACCCGCAGGGCCAACCACGGAGUCGCCUAGUACAGCGGCUGUGCAGGCGGCGGAGAGCUCGAUCGCUGGCAGUUUCGUCGAAGGCCCGCCACCCGAAUCUGGUCCUUCCUCGGCAAGCCCAGCCGGAGGUCUGACGAGAAGCCCUGCAGUGAGACAUGAGAAAGCCCAAACACUGCUCGAGCGACGGAGUGAGAGCCGGACAAGGGGAAGCAACCGCGACUCAAUCGAUGCUUCGGGGAGACCGCCACAUCUCUCGGAUAUUGUGAUCCCAUCCCCUUCCGGGGGUACGCUGCAACGACGUCUAACGAUCAGCCGCGGGACGCCGCGGACCGGGCGGACGAGCGAUACUCCCAGGACAGGCGAGUCGCAUGAAAGCGGACAGGAGUCGCGAACUCCACGGGCCGAUGGCUCGGCACAGGUCCUAUCCGGGCAGGUGACGCCGACGAUGUUAUCACCAAGUGCCGGGAAGCAGCCGGAACGCCACGUUUUUGCGCCAAAAGCCCUGCCGACACCCCCCACGGGAAGUCGAUCAUCCUCGACACAUCGGGGCCGAGGUUCCGAUUUCCCGUCGAGCACCCCACAGUCCCCUUCACCACUAACCAAGCAGACUGUCAUUACCCAGAGCACUGAACAGUUUGCUAUUGGGGCCAUUGAACGGUUCAAGGCCUUCGCCCAGAAAGAGGCGGCCGCGCCUAAUGACGCCGAACGGGUGCGGCUGUUUGCCGAAUUUUUCGUCAGCGAGUCAAGGAUACGCCGGGAGCGGUAUGGGGCGGCCAUAGGGGCCAUGGGGUCCGAAAUACUUGACUUGACGCGCGAUCUGUUUCGGCCUAUGCCUGCCAGGCGAGAAUCGAGCAACUCGGUCACCAGCGGGAUCGUGGAACUCACGCCGCAGUCGUCUGAGCCUGCGUCACACCGCGGAUCCAUUGGAUCUGCUUUGGGCGGCAUCAACACGCCGACCUCCAGUCAACAGGCACCGCCGUCGCCUGCACAGCCGUCGAAUCAGAACUGGCAGUCGUCGAAUUACAUGCCCUCACUCUCUCCAAUUCUGAGUAUGAGCGUGAGCGACGCCUUGGAUGAAGAGGACUCGCGGGGCCGGCCAGCAAGCCGCUGGUGGGAGGCCGACUCGACCGGUGCUCCUGGAGGGAGGAUAGAGAGGUCAAAGCGGGAGUCAAAGUAUAUGGGCGUCCCAAAGGAGGCCCGUGAAGCUUUGCAAUGGAUCGACGAGCCGCACCCAUCGCCUGGGGCGGGAUCGAGUAAACGCGCCUCAUAUCCACCAGAGAAGACGGGAUGGCACGACCAGGACUCGGCGAACACCCCCCAGGCUUUCUCUCAGAGCUCACUGGCAUCCUCGUCAGCACCGGCAACGCCGAACCCCGAUCACCUUGACGUCUCGCGCCUUGUGACGCUUCCCCCGCCGUAUCCUCGCCACCACCCCGCCGUAAACAAUAAUCAUCCGGAGCUGACGGAGACGCGUAACGCGGUUCGCGGCAUCAGUGAUAUGACCGAGGUGGACGAAAUCAAGGAACGGUUUAAGCAAAGAAGCGCACAGCUCCGUGCCGAGGCCGCCGAGACAGCCAAGAAGCGCCGCCAGGCCCUCCGGCAGCACUUACAGCAGCAGAUCUCGUCGGGUGCCAUGAGCUACGCCGACGCAGCCGCCAUCGAAGCCGACGCCAAGGCAGAGGAACAGGCCAAACUCAGGGAGCUGGAGAAGCAAGACUUCGACACGUUCCAAGCCGCCGUCGUCAUGCCGGUCAACGAGAUCCUCCAGACGCGCAUCAACAGCGCUACCACCCUCUUCGACUCGCUCCGCAGCCGCCUGUUCGACGAGACGCACGAGUCCAACCCCAACCUCCCGCAAGAGGAAGGCGACGAACAGCCCGAGCUGCUCGAGAAGCUCACCCUCCUCAAAUGGAUCUUUGAAGCGCGCGAGUCCCUCCACCGCAGCCUGUACGACCUCCUGUCGGACCGCAACGACCGCUACCGCGACAUGGUCCUCGUGCCGUACCGCCUCGCGGGCCAGGACGACAAGGUCGCCUCGGCCGAGGCCUUCUUCGUCGAGGACGCGGCCAAGCGGGCGCUGGCCUAUUCCGAAGAAGUCCUGCACCGCACCCAGGAGUUCCGCGACGUAGUCGAGGAGACGGUCGUGCGCGGCGUCGAGGUCCAGCUCAACGCCUUCUGGGACAUCGCCCCGCCGCUUAAACGCCUGCUCGACAAGAUUCCCUGCGCCGACGUCGGCGGGCUCGAAGGGUUCCACAUCCAGAUCCCCGCCGCCGAGUUCGCUGAGAAUCCAUCGUACCACGCCCACCCGCUGCAGUAUUUGUAUAGUCUGCUGCUGCAUGCUGAAAAGAGCACAUACCAGUUCAUUGAGAGCCAGACGAAUCUGCUGUGUCUGCUGCACGAGGUCAAGGAGGCGUGUGUGCUGGCCAAGGCUAAAGUCAUGGAGCAUGACCGGAGGGAUCCGGCGCGGGUUGAGGAGAUGAAGGCCGAGGAGACGAGGCGGUUGACGGAGGAUUUAAAGGAGAAGGUUAGGGUCGUGCAGGAUCAGUGGAAUAGCGCGCUGGGGGAGACGGUGGGGAGCGUUAAGGAGAGGGUUGGGGGGUGGUUGCUUGAGACGGGCGGGUGGGAUGAGAGUUUUGAGGAGGGGGGCGUUGGUGGUGUUUAG